UCUCCCAGAGUGAAGGAGGGCUCGCAGGACUCGGAGCCGUCCUUCCAGACUCCAGAGCCUUUAAGCAGUCUGCCCCCCCCGCUGACCCCAGGUCAGGCAGAUCUACCUCAGGCUGUUCCACUGCAGCCCCCCACCCAGGCUACGUCUCCCACCACUGCUUCUCUCUCACAGGUGCCAGCCGGCUCAGGAGGGGUCAACUCUCCCAUUAGUUUGGUGUUACGGUUAAGGAAUUCAAAGAAGGAGCUAAAUGACAUUCGCUUUGAGUUCAUGCCAGGCAGAGACACAGCAGACGGUGUUUCCCAGGAGCUGGUGUCCGCAGGCCUGGUGGACGGGAGGGACUUAGUAAUAGUUGCUGCCAAUUUGCAGAAAAUAGUUGACGAACCUCAAGCCAAUAAAAAUGUCACUUUCAAACUGGCGUCUGGAACCGAGGGGUCUGAACUCCCGGACGAUGUCAAACUGAUGGGCUUCGCUCAGCUCAGCAUCAGCUAAACUGUCGAACUACCUUGGACCGUGACUUGCCUAAAAAAUGUGAAAAUAAAAAAUAAAAGUUAUAAAUGCAUUUUUUUUUUCCUUCUAUGGCUGUAUAAAGAAACCACUACUGCCAAAGAAAACAGAAGCGUUUGGUCGCCCGUAGGAAACAUUCAACGCUGCCUCGAUAACGUGGUCAGCUGACGUAUCACUGACAAAAGUUUACAUGUAGAAGGAUGCAAGUAUCUACACCUCAUCCGUUUAUAUUUCUCUAAUAUGUGAUGCAUUUGCACAAUCUGAAUAACGCCCUGAUAAGUGUAACAAUGCCUUAUAUUCAUCAGAACUACUGAAUGCACGUUUUCAGGGGGGGGGUCCCCAGUUAUCAUGUGGAGCAAUAUGUUGUCGCAAAAUGUGGUUUCAGCUGUCUAACUUUUUACGCCAUUUUGAUUAAGCCAACUAAAUACAAGGACAACUCAACAAAUGUGAUGUUAAAUAUCAUUUUCAGCACUUCCAAAAGUUAUAUUUAAAGGAUAAGGUUUAGUUUUGUGGUCUGUAGUGGUCUCGAAUGUUCAUAAUUUCUUAUUUAAAUUGAUUUCCUGACAUAUCUGGGUAUUGUAAUCGUCAUCAAAAGCUACUCAAACACAAUUUAGGGACUAUUUUCAGCUGCGGAUGUACACACGUUUGGUGCUCUACUUGAGUAUUUAGACAAAUUGACAGGAAAAUCUCACCCAGGGAAAAAUGUAGCACAAUUUGGUCAAUAAUAAGUACAAAAUAUAGUGAAUUUUGCCCAUUUUGUCGCUAUCUAGCAUUAAUACAACAAGCAUUAAGAAGUAUCAGUCUUCUCUUGAUUAGAUUGUCCAGUUCUUUAAAUGAAUAACUUCAAAUAUACCAAAUUGCAAAACGUAUAUGAAUAGGGGAAAGUAGAUAACAUUGACUUCUUCCAAAUUUGCCUCCACUCCUUUACCACAGGUGUGAUGUCUUUUUGUAAAUUAGAUGAUAUAUUGAAAUAAGUGAAAAAGUUCUAUGACAGCUGGAACCACCAGCGUUUGAGUGUCUGUCUGGAAAUGGUUUCUCAAAUUCGUUUAAAAAGGUGGAUUUUAGUUCUUGUGGAUGAAACAUACUUGAUGUAACCUCUAGUCUGUACAUAAUGACAUUGGGCUUUGUUUGUUUUUAUACUGGGUGUUUCACUCUGGGCCUUUCUUUCUGUCCUCUGACACGAGUGUGGGUUGUAGCGCUGCGUUUAGGAAGAAGGCUCACAGGCUCCUUUUUUCCUUUCUAAAUCACUUUCUGCCUUUUUGGGAAGUUAGAAUAUAUUUUACAGUUGAGCCACAGCUGUGUUGAUGCUCUGGUCAUCUUGAAUUCCCCAAAUGAUUUGACUGAGAACCAGCAAAUAUGUUAAAAACAAACCUUCUUUAUCAUUUUAAAUGAGGUUUCGUUCAUCGUACUCUGAGAACUGAGGUUACACAAGUAACAUAAAGUUUUGAUUGCUAUGAGUUUGGGAUCUGUUAUCUGUUAUCCGUAUAGUUACGUCCUCACAACCUUCACUCUGGAUGUUUUUGUGCAUUACUGAAAUUGGUUAAUAAUCGAUGUGCAUCUGGCAGUUGAUGGCACUACUGUAGGAAAUCUUGGACCCUGAAAAUGUUACCUUUUACAUAGCAUUAUAUAAAUACGAUCAAGUGUAUUAUUUUUUGGACAUAAUGUUGAGGUUUUGAUUCAGAUUGUCAGUAUCUUUGAACUGUACUUCCUGUUACACGCGAAGAUACCUGAGGUAAAGUUUUCACCUCAAGUUUAGCAACCCUAGGAUACUCAAAGUUUCGAAACUGCAGUAUUUGGUGCCAUUCUCUGUGUGUGUGUGUGUGUGUGUGUGUGUGUGUGUGUGUGUGUGUGUGUGUGUGUGUGUGUGUGUGUGUGUGUGUGUGUGUGUGUGUGUGUGUGUGUGUGUGUGUGUGUGUGUGUGGAGAUCGAGUCCUGCUUCUGAUGGAGUUGAAGAUCCAUUGGCUUUGUUCUCUUGCGUCCGCUCACAUGUAGUCUAACCAAGCUGUAGCAACUGAACAGAAGAAGGGCAAUAACUCAUGUAGGCUGUAAAAUAUUUCUGAUUUCCGCCUGUCCUGUUUUUAGUUUUUUUCAUUCUUUCUCAUUUGCUCUUCUGUUGAUCGUUUGGGAGUUCAAAGCAUGUUUCCCUGGAUUAUUUUUUAAUCAAUAAAGAAUGAGCAUCAGCCUGA
Messenger RNA from Notothenia coriiceps (black rockcod), 2690 nucleotides. Its product is annotated as serine/threonine-protein kinase OSR1-like. The transcript is spliced from 7 exons. The record is from RefSeq and is a predicted model, not a curated record. Lineage: Eukaryota; Metazoa; Chordata; Actinopteri; Perciformes; Nototheniidae. Gene Ontology annotation, molecular function: ATP binding; protein serine/threonine kinase activity. The annotation marks the transcript as partial.